UUUUUUGUGAAAAUAUAAGUGCUUUUAUGCAUAAUUUAUUUUUAAGUUUAGUAUAAAUUUUUUAACAAAUUCUAAAAUUAGCUAUGUGUUACAUGGAUUCUGUGCGUCGCAUUUAAGGAAAUCUAAGAUGCCUAAAAUACCGUAUAAACCUGAAAAAGCCCGUGAGGAUGACGAUGAUUACGAAAUUGUGUCUUUUGAAGACUUCUGUGACAAGUCUCCUGGUUCUAAAACCGACCUAUUGACGCUAAAUGAUAAUAUAAACUAUCGUCUUUGUUACGAGAGUGAUAAGAAUUCAAAAUUGACUGAUUAGAAGGUGAGAGCUCCAGAGCUGCAGACAGACACACGGAGACCUCUCUAAAUGGCCCUAAAGGUGUUACAUUUAAGAGGAAGCUUUCAAAUUCGUUUUCUCCCUUUGGGCGAUACAACAACAAAGGAGGCAGAACUCCACUGUUCAGCGGAGUUAUUCCUAAACCAAGAAAUGAAGGAGAGUCUGGAGCAAGGGAACAUAGAUACCAACGCUUUUCGGAGCGUCGCAACAUAUUCCAACGCAUCUGGGAGCACUUGCCCGGGCUAGGAUCAGGCAUGCUGGGCGUGGCACUGGUCUGUGCGCUGUGUGUGGGUGCCUGGUGGGCUGUAGGUGGCGCUGUCGGAGGUUCCUGGGGAGAAGAACAUUACAGAAAACUCUGGGAGAGAACACAUCCAGAUGCGAUCAAGAAACCCCUGUCACCGAUGCCAUAUGAAAAGUUUCCUAUACAGCAAGCACCGGAGUACCGAUACCAUGAUCACAAUAACUUGAGUACGAAGAACAAGAGUAAUGCUACGGAGAGGAAGAAGACGGACCUGAACAAGAAGAAUGUGUACCCCGAGAGGACCGUGGAAGUCCUUCAGGAUAUGUGCUCCAAGGUCGAUGAAAUGAUGAAGUUCGAUUGUUUCCCUCAAGGAGCUUCCAAUGAAAAGGAUUGUGUUAAACGAGGAUGCUGUUGGAAAUCAACAGAGACUCAAGGAGUGCCAUACUGCUACUAUCCAUCUCACUUCGACUCCUUUCGAUUCCUAAACAUAACGGAAGACAAGCACGGUAUGGUUGCGUACUUGGAGAAGGUGCGUCCGUCAGGAUAUCCAGGAGACUUUGAUGUCGCUAGGAUGGACUUCAAGUAUUUGUCUGAUGAUGCUCUGCAGAUUAAGAUCUAUGACGCAGAACACAAGAGGUUCGAGCCGAUACAGCCUGAAAUAUCGAUCGUGUCGAAGCCUCUCUCACAGAAGAAGUACAGGGUGGAAGUCGAUGGGUCUCUUAUGGGAUUCAAAGUCAUCAGGAAUUCUGAUAAUGUUACUAUUGUAAACAGCCAAGACGUAGGCGGUUUGAUUCUAUCAGACAAGUUCCUGCAACUGUCAGCUGUGUUACCAACGAGCCAUAUAUUUGGACUCGGAGAGAAGAGGGCGCGGUUCAUGAAUGAUGUCAAUUGGAAUACAUUCGCAUUAUUUAAUAGAGACAGGGUGCCUACUGAAGGGGUGAACCUAUACGGCACGCAGCCAUUCUACCUGGCCGUGGAACACGACGGCAACAGUCACGGCAUGCUACUGCUCAAUUCUAACGCUAUGGACAUAGUCCUCCAGCCGACGCCAGCCAUAACAUAUAGAACUAUAGGUGGUAUUCUGAACUUCUUCAUCUUCCUUGGACCCUCGCCCAAGGAGGUAGUAGCUCAGUACACGGAGCUGGUCGGCCGACCGUUCAUGCCGCCUUAUUGGUCGCUUGGAUUCCAUUUGUGCAGAUUCAACUACAACACAGUGAACGCUACUAGAAAUGUGUGGAAGGCUAACAGGGAUGCUGGCAUACCUUUUGACGUGCAAUGGAACGAUAUAGACUACAUGCACGACCACAACGACUUCACAUACGACACCAAACGCUUCGCAGGACUACCCGACUUUGUCAAGGAGGUACACUCCGAGGGAAUGCAUUAUAUGAUUAUUAUUGAUCCAGGUGUGGGUGCAUCAGAGAAGCCUGGCACUUAUCCACCUUACGACAGAGGCGUCGAGAUGGACAUAUUCAUCAAGAACUCCACCAAUCAGAUUCUUAUUGGACAGGUGUGGAACACAGGUCAGACAGUGUACCCAGACUUUACUCAUCCGAACUCCAGCAGUUACUGGCUGGAGAUGAUGUCCAACUUCCAUAAACAUGUUCCUUACGACGGGGCAUGGAUUGACAUGAACGAGCCGUCCAACUUCCGCGACGGCACGGCGGUGGGGUCGUGCGCCCCCGAGGAGCUCCCGUACCGGCCGCGCACGUCGGACCCGGCGCUGCGGACCCAUACAGUCUGCAUGGACGGGCGCCAGUACGCGGGCACACACUACGACCUGCACAACCUGUACUCCUACACUGAGGCUGUCGCUACCUACUUGUAA
Spodoptera littoralis (African cotton leafworm) is the source of this 2397-nucleotide messenger RNA. The record is from the annotation of a GenBank genome assembly. NCBI's taxonomy places the organism in Eukaryota, Metazoa, Arthropoda, Insecta, Lepidoptera, Noctuidae.